Messenger RNA from Metarhizium acridum CQMa 102, 480 nucleotides. Lineage: Eukaryota; Fungi; Ascomycota; Sordariomycetes; Hypocreales; Clavicipitaceae. The record is from RefSeq and is a predicted model, not a curated record.
AUGGCUUCCUCAAUAUCGACGAGCAACCCGGUGAAGUUCUUCGAAGAACAUGGAUACUUCUACGAUGAGGAUCCGACUAUCGGAAACCUAGUUACUCAGCUAGAAACGCGCGGUAUUGCUGAAAGCCGUGAGGGUCUGCAUGCGGCUAUACCUAUACUUCUGGCAAACUCGAAUGUUCGACCAAUUCUCGAGCCGUACCUCAGCCGACCAGACGUUCGAUUGUGCAUUACGUUAGGCGACGACCCGGAUCACCCUUUCGUCUUUUCGUUAGACGCUGGGCAGAAAGAUUUCAUUAUCCUGCAUAUGUGGAGUCCUGGAUCAGAAGCAGAGCUAUACCAUGGCUCCCACCUGAACCCUCCAGGAUUACCGCGUUUGAAAGCUGCGCGAGCAUCGAAUGGAUUGCUGGAGCCGGCUAGCGCAGUGUUGAAGAAGAGAAAUUACUCUCCCGUUGCUAUUGAAAUGAAGCACGGUGGCGUGUGA